GAAGUACAGUUAAUUUUUAUUCACACAGAGAGAGAGAGAGAGGAAAAAAAAAAAAAAAAAACAAAAAAAAAAAAAUAAAACAGCUGUUGUUGAAAAAGAAAACAUCAAAAAUGCCAGCCCCAAAGAGAGGACCAGCUCCUCAUGAUUCUCAGCCCAAGAUGAGGAAGUUGGAUGAGGAUGGGGAGGCUCUGCCAUCCAAAACUGCACCAGCUGCCAAUAAUAGGUCCCUUAAAACAGGAAAUACGCGAGAAAAUACAGCAGCCCCGCGGACUAAGAAAAAGUUGUCUGCCUCGGUGGAAGGGGGAAAUAAACCAGCCAAGUCAUCCAAACAGAGUUCUCCUCCAAAGGAUUCCAGCAAAACCAUUUCUGACCCACCUGUCAACAAAGCCAAGCUCCUGAAAGCCACAAGUGCCUCCUGCGGAGAAGCUCCCUCGCAGAUAGCUAACUCCAAAUCUUCCCUGAAGCGAACGGCCUCCACGGAGUCCGAGGAUGAGUUGAGCAGUGAUGGUGGUAAGACUGACCUCUUUAGAGAGAGGGGCGACGGCGACAAGGCCCGCUGCAUCAGAAAAUAUUCAAAUCGAGUCAAGGCUAAGCGCAAGGCUGAGGAGUCGUCUUCGGACCCCCAGGAGAUGAGCCAAGGAUCCCCGUCUGCACUUACAGAUCCUGUUCAGAUGGACCACAAUUAUGGUAGAUUUUCAGAUUCGUCAAGUAUUCAAAGCUUGAGUGAUGCUAAUCAGGACGAUAAAGCCGAAUCUGUCACUGAACAAGAGAGACCAGAAAUUUCGCUUGAUGCAACACAAGCAGACUCGAAGGAGACUUUAGUCUCUGACCCAGGGAGUGCAAAUGCUAGCAACGAAUUUGCAGCUGAUGACAGUAAACAGGGGGAAUUUAAAAAUGUAGAAAGCCAAAAGCUCUUAGAUAAUGAAGCAUUAGCAUCACGCAGAGAAAUUUUAGACUGUGCUGCAACAGCUUCAGAUACACCUUGCAUCACAUCUGAGGCAGAAAAUGAAAAGAAGGACGCUGCAGAGUUCAUCAAAAGCCAAAAGGAUGUAGAUAAUGAGACACUAGCUUUGUCAAUGGAAACACUAUAUUCUCAUUCUGGAGAGCUAAAUCCAGGCUCCGAAGGUGAAGCACAGACAGAUGAAAGGACAGACUCAACUCGUAGAAGUCAGACAGAUGUGAGCAGUAAAAUUGAAACAAAGGAGACCCCAGCGUCUGUUUCUGAGGAGAUAAAGCUGGAUAUAAAAUGUAAAGGUGUGGAAGGAGAGCAUAAAGUGCAGGGAGUGAUUGAAGCAGCCGGUAUCUCCGCAGGCCGUAGCGAUGUAGGUAUAGAAGAUAAAGCAUUGCCAAACCAAACAAACUCUGCACCAGAAGAGAUCCUGGUAGCGGACAGUAAUCCAGAGAUUCAGACUGAGGAAAACAUAACAGCAACCGAGUCUGUUGGCAAUCCAGAAACUCAAACAGACCUCAGUUUCAAAAUUCAAGUUACCUUCAAAGAGCAAUCGAAAUCUGAACACCUGCAGGAUCGAGUGAGCCAUGAAGUGCAAGAUACAAUUACCAACUCCUGUGACGGUGUGAACAAACUCGCCAGGAAGUCUGAAGUAAAGCUUGAAGAAAGUGAAAAGAAAGAUGUCGAGUUCCUGUCAACCCAGAAUGUCGCUGGUCCUGGCCCUUUAGCAGAGCUACAGCUGAGCCGAGAGGUGACAGACAAGACGACUGACAGCUGUACUGAAAUACUGACGCCAGAUCGUGAGGCUGUUCAUGAGCAAAAUCAAAGAGAGGUGCUCUCUGAUAGUGUCACAGUCUCAGAGGGUGAGGUAGACAUGGACAUGCAGACUAAAAUAACAUCAGAGGAGAGGUCUGACUCAGCACCUAAAGAGGAUACGCAAAACCAGGAGAACCACAAAGUAAAUGACCACACUACAGUAAUGCCUGUUGAAGUCAAAGAAAUUCCUUCAAGUAUAGAAAAAGAAGAGGGGACGAACUUUGAAUGUGCCACUGCAAUCAAAGUGGAUAGACAGGCUUCAGCAAUGUCAGGAGAUGAACAGCAGGAGAUUUCUAAUCACGGCGUUGCAGUGGAAAUACAAAGCCAAGAAGUGAGUGAACAUGUUUCAGACAUAUCUACACAAUUUAAUGACGAUGGUGUGGUAAAUUCUAAAAUCAUGGAAAAUGAAGACGAGGUGAACGCGAGUGGACCAGAGAGUCAGAACAAAGUGGAAAUGCAGACACUGACAUUAGAGAUUUCUAACCCAGCACCUACAGUGAAAAGCCACAGCAGCCAGGAAGUCAGUGAACUUACCACAGACAUAUCUACUGACGCUCAUCAAGAUGUAACGAUUGAAAAUGAAGACGAGGUGGACUUUGAAUGUACUAGUGGACGUGAGGGGCACACUACAGUGGCAUCAGAGAUUUCUCAUCCUGCUUCUACAAUGGAAGUACAAAGCCAGGAGUGCCCAGAAGCCAGUGAACGCACCACAGACAUAUCCCAUAAAGUACAGACACAUCUGGUUGCAAAUUGUCAGAGCAGGGUUGAAGUGGACAUGCAGACGACAACGCCAGAGGAGAUUUCUAACAUUGCACCUACAGUAGAAACACAGGUCCAGAAGAGCCAAGAAGUCACUGAACCUGCAACAGACAUAUCUGAAAAAGUACAAGAAGAUCUAAUGAUUCAGACUCUUGAGAAUAAUGGAAAUGUCACUGAAUGUGUGAGUGCAACUGAGAAUAAAAGAGAAAUGGAUUUGCAGAUGGAGGCAACACCAGAGGAGAUUUCUGAUCCAACAACAACAGUAGAAACACAAAACCAGAGAGGUCAGGAGAUCAAUGGACUCACUGCAGACAUUGAAGUACAGAAAGAUUUUAGCAUUGCCAAUAAUGAGAGUGAAGAAAACAAGGACGAGGGUAGCGCAACAUGUGUGGGUGCUACUGAGAAUCAAGUAGAAAUGGAUGUGCAAACAACAACAACACCAGAGGAAGUUUCUAGUCCACCAUCUACAGUGGAAAUACAAAGCCCGGGGAGCCUGGAGGUCAGUGAACUCAACACAGGAGUUCAAAAAGAUCUUGUGACUGCAAGUUGUGAGAGUAAGGACGAUGAAGACAAGCACACUGCUGAAUGUGUUGAUGUUCCAGAGGUUCAGAUAAAUAUGGAAACUACAAUAACGGCAGAAGAGAUUUCUAAUGCGGCCCCUACAACCGAACAGCAAAACCAAGGGAUGGGGGAAGUCAAUGCACCCCGUAUGGCCUUAUCAAAUGAAAUCCACAAACCUCUUCCAAUGGCUAAUUCCGAAAGUAAGGAUAAUGAAAACAAGCAGACGGAGCAUAGUGCAGAGCAUAUUCAAGCGGAUAUGGAUGUAAUAAGUGGAUCAAUAGAAAGGGCAGAUUCUGCAUUAGAAGAGGAAACUGGGAGGCAAGUGAUGAAUGAGGUCGAAGAAGAAGUUGCAAUCAUUUCAAUCACAUCUGAUAAGGCUGACAAAACGGUCAGUAAUAUUGGACAAAGAGAAGGAACUGGAAGCAAUGAAGUAAUAGUUUUUGUUUGCGGCCAACCAGAUGACAUUGAUAUUGUAAUUCAGGCUUCAGAGGAGCAGAUUAAGACGGUUAAUCAGUCAGAGGUUGAGAUUCCUGAACACCAGGUAGUGUAUGAGCCUAUUAGUAGUCCAGAGAGUAGUGAUGAUAGAGAUAUUUCUACAGCAGCACUGGACCACGAUGGUGUGUCUUUAUUAGACCUGCAGAACCCGGAGAGCCAGCAGAUGGAAGGAGAUUCAUCUACUAAUGAAGAAAACAGAGAAAUUUGUAACCAACAGCUGGAAAAAGAGGAAAGUGUUGAACAACAAAUUAGUGUCUCAGACAGCCAAGGAGUUGAAAUGGAAGUACAAACCAUCAGUGUGCCAGAUAGUUGUGUCUCUGCACAGUUGGAGCAGAGUGUGGAUGUGAAACAAGUUGCUGUGAUCAGCUCUAGCGAUGACAUCAGCACGCCAGAUGGCCAGUCAGAAGAUGUGACAGAAAAAAGUGAAAGUAAUGGGUAUCCAGACUGCGUCAGUGCCACAGAGUUUUCCGAACAGGUGCAGGAGGACACUGGGCUUCAGGAGGUCGCAGAUGUCACCGUGACAACAACUACAGCCACCAGUGAAGUUGAAAUACCAGAUAGUACAUCUGAGGAGUUUGUGAUCUUGGAACCGGUCCCACAGAGUGAAAUUCACUUUGAUAUUGUCACUCAAGCAGCAGCCGAAUCAGGGUUGUCGGUCUCGCUUUCAGAGCAGGUGAAUCCAGACAGUGCACUGGCAGGUGAAGUGGAAAAUCAAAGGAUUUUAAACAGUUCCCAACAAGCCGCGUUCACUGAGGCAGAAGUGCAGCAAUGUCAGACAACCGGCGAGGUCAAAGAUGCUACAGUGACCAAUUCAAGUGAGGGAUUAGAUCAGGGGACCAGGCUUGAGACAGAAAUUUCAGCUGUGGAAAGUGUUGAAGUUAUCCAAAAUUCUGACCAUUGUCAGCAGCCAUCAUCUGACAUGAUGGAUGUUAAUACCUCAGAGACUGAUAUGGUAAGCUCUCAUGUUCAAGUCAUAAAUGAAGACUGUAAUGCACUGGCGGUAGAGAACGCAGAGGGAAACUUGGACCUACCAGAAGUGCAGAUUCUGGAGGAUAUAGAGAUAGGUCGUGAGAUUGUUGUAGCGGAGGAAGAGAAUGAUGAAGAUAGUGACAUUACCAUAAUAGAAAAACCACAGGAAACGCCUGAGGCAGUCCCUCCUGAAACCUCAGAGGAAAAGGUUAAUGAGAAAAAUAAAGAUGACACUUGUGGGACCAGCUUGAACCAAAACAACUCAGCCGAAAAGGCUGGAGAUGAUAAAAAAGGACAGCAAGCAGAAAAACCCAAGAAACAAGAAAUGAACACGCAGGCCAGAACCAAAGCCCGUCUGGCAGCUCUGGCUGAGCAAAAGGCUGCAGCGUCUAAGAGAACAGCAAACAGACAGCAGCUGAACCUGUUAGCCCUGUGUCAGGAAAUCGCAGAGGACAUUGCCACAGAUAGCAUGUUGCUGAAGAGGAUAGAGGAAGAAAAACAAGCAGCGGCGGUGGCGGCGGCGGCUGCAGCAGCAGCAGCAGCAACUGCAGCAGCAGAGGCGGCAGCCAAGAGCGAAGCCAGCAAGAAGGAAAGUCCACCUGUUAACACGAAGGAUGCCGACACUGUUAAUGUUGCUACUCCUGCUGGACCAGAAGGGUGCUCCGCUUCGGUGACCCCUGCUGAGGAGGCAUCUGUGGCCCAGCCUUCAACAGCUGAUUCAGUCGAGGCAAAGCCUGCUGCAGAGCCCCAAAAGAGGCGUUUCUUCAUCACACAGGUUUCAGUGCCACUGAAGGCCCAUGAGAAAAAGAAGCUAACUAGAUAUCAAAGACUGAGACAGGUUGAACUUCAGAGAGAGAAGAUGUCUUGGGCACGUGUAAAGAAACUUAAAUCUGACCAAGCAAAUCAGAUGUUUUCAGACCUAGACUGGCAAGGACCCCUGUCUGCAUCCUCUCCAUUUUCAAUGAGUCCCGUGACCACGGCUCCUCCAACUGCGGCCAGUCCAUCUAAAUCCCCUCUCCCAAGUCCCGCAUCAACUAGCAAGCCUGCAACACCGAAAGCAGAAGUUCCCAAGGUUGAAACUCCUAAGGCUGAACCCACUAAAACAGAAACCUCCCAAACCGAACCCACUAAACCCGAACCUGUCAAAACCGAACCCACUAAACCCGAACCUACCAAAACUGAAGCCUCCAAAACUGGGCCUCCCAAUACAGAAACCCGUAAAUCUACAAGGCAAAGUAAGGCUCAGACUCCUAAAGCAACCCCUUCUCCGGGGCCAGCCCCAAAAGUUACCAGAUCAGCAGCCAAGAGGACCCUCCCAGCCGUACCCCCUCCCAUGCCCAACGGGCUUAAUGCUCAGAAACAGAAGCCUGUUGAGUACAAGCCAUACAGACCCAGACCCAAGUAUUCCUUUGAUGACUUUGAGCUAGAUGAUGACCCCUUACCAGUGACUCCGACAAGACCCGGUCCUCAGUCAAGGCCCACGCAGGGGAGCACGACCGAACGUUCAGUUAAAUCCCUCAGCUCAAUCAAACUCCCAGUUUCAUCACCACUUUCCAACCAGGCAAAACUUAAAGCUCCAACCACACCUGCUGGACAGAUCUCAGGUCAGUCAAAGCACACUGGUGCAGCUACAGCGCAGACAAAGCCUGCCGUUACAACAACAGCGCAGACAAAGGCCACAGCUGCUGCCGCUGCCUCUUCCAAAGCUGCUCCUUCAGCUAAAGCUCCGUUAAAGCCUCCUGUUUUGAUGACACCUCAGUCAAAAGCUUCCCCGGCUCCAGGUCAGUCCAAACCAGCUGCUUCUGCUUCACCUCAGUUAAGGCCUACUGGUAGUGGAAGUGCUCAGCUCAAGCAGUCUACUUCAGCAUCAUCUCAUCCUGCCGGUGCAACCACAUCUGAGACGAAGCCUGCUGCUCCGAAGGCCAAUGUUGGUUCAACGUCUCAGAAAACCAUAAAUCCAUCACCAUCACUAGACCUCAAAUGCAAGGAUGCAGCUGAUCCGCUUACAGCUUCCACCUCUUCGAUUGCCUCUGCAGUGAGCUCGAAAGUGUCUGAUGACACUCAGCAGUGUGAAGAAAAGCCUGCAGUCAGCGCUCUGUCUCCAGGGAUUAAGACAGACACAUUGAAGGCGGCCGAGAAGACAUCAGAAAAACCUUGUCAAGACAGAGCAGCAAAGCCACAAGAUGGUGGGGCUCCUCUCUCUGAUGCCUGUCUGCAAAAAGAAGUCAAGAAGCUAAAGGAUGCUGACAAAGAUGGCACCCAAACCAUUAUUGAUGCAGGACAGAAGCAUUUUGGAGCAGUGGCCUGCGGUGUGUGUGGGAUGCUCUACUCUGCUGCCAACCCUGAAGAUGAAUCUCAACAUUUACUCUUCCACAACCAGUUCAUCAGCGCUGUCAAAUAUGUGGGAUGGAAAAAAGAGAGGAUUCUGGGAGAGUAUCCUGAUGGGAAGAUCAUUCUUGUCCUGCCAGAUGAUCCCAAAUAUGCUCUGAAGAAGGUUGAGGAGAUCAGGGAGAUGGUGGACAAUGACCUCGGCUUCCAGCAGGUGGAGACCAAGUGUCCCUCUCAGACCAAGACCUUCCUCUUCAUCUCCAAUGACAAGAAAGUGGGUGGAUGCCUUAUAGCAGAGCACAUACAAGAGGGGUUCAGGGUGAUUGAGGAGCCCGUACCAGACGGUUCAGAGGGAGAGAAGGUGAUGUUUGAGCGUCAGAGAGCUUGGUGCUGCUCCACAACGCCGGAGCCAGCCAUCUGUGGCAUCAGCCGCAUCUGGGUCGUCAGCAUGAUGAGACGCCAGGGCAUCGCCUCGCGCAUGCUCGAGUGCCUCAGGAACAACUUCAUAUACGGUUCAUACCUGAGCAAAGAUGAGAUCGCUUUCUCCGACCCCACUCCUGAUGGGAAACUCUUUGCCACAAAAUAUUUUGGCACUUCUCAGUUUUUGGUUUAUAACUUUGUGAGUGGAACACACUCGUCCCAGCCCAAAACGGGUGCAGUAUGACAGUCUUCAGGAAAGGUAACAAUGGAUUUAACCAAGAUGCUCACUGAACAACAGGACGCACUAUCACUAAACAGUGUCUGAUGCAGAAUCUGUAUUUGCAUAACAAUUUAAAAAAAAAACUGUAAAAUUACUCCUUGGAGAGGACACACAUUGGUUUAAAUCUCAGGAUGAAAACAACAAGGUGUUGUUGAAAAAUGUUAUUAAUUCACCCUUUAAUCCCUCCCUGAAUAGUAUUUUGAAAAAAAAAGAGUAUUUUCUUUAUACAAUUUUUAAGUAAACAAUUGGUUUUAUUAGACGUAUGGAGUUUACAUGCAUGACCUGACAGCAAUAGAAAACAAAGAGCAUUUUCGUUGUUUCUUUUAAAUCCCUGAGAAGCAUAAAAUCAACCGACUGCGUUAAAUAAAAGUUAUUUUAGAGUUUUGUCCUCAUUUUUGUUUUAAUGUUUUUCACUUAAAUGCUGUGGUAAACUAUGUGUACAUUGUUUUGGUUUUUUUCCAUGCUCAUCUCUUUACAGUUACAGUGAUGCUGCCAGAGUCUCAAACUGUUGUUUAAGCAACAUGGAUAAUGCUCAAAGGUCUCUGCUUGGCGUUAAAGGUCGAAGGUUUUCCACAUCAGUCCCCAUGAUUUCACUGUCUUUAUUGUCAUUAUAGUUAUUGCAACAUUUCAUCUAAACCAGGUGAUUUAACCAGAGGGACUCAUUCCUGCAGUCUUAUUGAGGAGAUGUGGGUUAGAACUGUAGCUUGGGCAUUAAUUGUGUGCUCUAAUUUUCUUAGAUCACCUUGCCUGAAAUGUUUAGUUUUCCAAGCUGAGCCAUAUACUGUACACCAUUUAGCAGGGCAUUGUAGCCUAUACUGUAUGAGUGAUGUAUUUUAAUUUCACCGAGGCUGUCUAUUGCUUUGUUUGUGCCUGAAUGAAUAAUGUGUGACUUAAGAUGCCGAUUUGUUUUAAUUUUCUUUUUUUCUAGCCAUACGUUAUGGCUUUUUAAUGAGUUAGUGUAGAGUAUCAUCCUCCUAUUCCUUAGUAACAACAAAUUAAAAUGUAUAUCAAAUUAUCAUGUAGAUUAAUGCAUACUAUAACAAAAUGUAUAAUGAAAGAUGAGCAAGGUCUUAAGGCUCAGGUGUUAAAUCAGUGAUCUACAGGGGGAGGGGGUGAGAUGAAUCUCUGCCUCUCUCAACACAGAUUUACAGUAUCAUUGUAAUCCAUCCCUUAUUUUCUCCUUCCUUCUUGUUAAACAGUUGCUUUUAGAAAGAUGUGUUGUGUAAGAAAAAGAACUUUGAUUUAUACGAAGCUGUUGUGUAAAUAUUUAUUUAAAUAAUAAACAGUUUAAAACUUU
This is a messenger RNA of Dicentrarchus labrax (European seabass), 8874 nucleotides long. RefSeq lists its product as uncharacterized. Gene Ontology annotation, cellular component: nucleus; chromatin. Gene Ontology annotation, biological process: mitotic sister chromatid cohesion. Gene Ontology annotation, molecular function: protein-lysine-acetyltransferase activity. The record is from RefSeq and is a predicted model, not a curated record. NCBI's taxonomy places the organism in Eukaryota, Metazoa, Chordata, Actinopteri, Moronidae.